This is a messenger RNA of Hippoglossus stenolepis (Pacific halibut), 4095 nucleotides long. RefSeq names its product leucine rich repeat (in FLII) interacting protein 1a (gene lrrfip1a). The transcript has 29 exons. Bases 527 to 3094 code for a protein of 855 amino acids. Gene Ontology annotation, biological process: regulation of transcription by RNA polymerase II. Lineage: Eukaryota; Metazoa; Chordata; Actinopteri; Pleuronectiformes; Pleuronectidae. Gene Ontology annotation, molecular function: DNA-binding transcription factor activity, RNA polymerase II-specific; RNA polymerase II cis-regulatory region sequence-specific DNA binding. The record is from RefSeq and is a predicted model, not a curated record.
GCAGCUGUUGUGUUUCCAUAAAGUUGUGUUAUCCGUUGUGUGUUCUCUGAUUUCAAACAGAGAGGACACAGUCCACGGAUGUGACAUCGCCUCACUGUGCUGGAGUGAGAUGUCCGACAGCACGUGAAGGCAGCGCGGUUUGAGUUGAGGCUUUGAAGUUGCUGCGUGUCACAGGUACGAGUCCGGGAACCCGUCACACCCGCUGCCGGAGAGCACAACACACACUUUAUCCAACGCUUCAGUGACGAAGCUGAAGUUCACGCGUGUGUUUGAUUCCCCACAGAACACGCGCGCGCCGUGAACGCACAGUUGUAAGUGAGCGCGCGCUCUGUGGGAGAGACGCACGUGCGGCCGCAGCUUGGCGCGGGUUAGUCAGUCUCGAGUCAGUUCCGGUGCAGGAAGACGUGUUGGAGCGGAUGCGUGACAAUGACCCUGCUUGUUCCGCGUGUCCGCGUUUGACUCGAGCUGCGCGGCCGCACACGAGCCUCAGCCGCCGCCCGGGCCGGAUUACUGCUGCCGAGCGGACAUGGGGACUCAGGGCGCGGGACGGAAGAGGUCCAGCAAGAGGGAGAAGACCACGGCGGAGGACGAUGCCCUGAACCUCGUAGCGAGAGAGGCCGAGGCCAGGCUGGCAGCGAAGAGGGCGGCCAGGGCAGAGGCCAGAGAGAUCCGCAUGAAGGAGCUGGAGAGGCAACAGAAGGAGAUCUUUCAGGUGCAGAAGAAAUAUUAUGGGCUGAACACCAAAUUUGAUGAGCCUGUGGACAACAGAUGGGGAGAUAUUGAACAAUGGAUGGAGGACAGUGAGCGAUACUCACGUUCUUCACAGAUAACCAGGCUCUCUGACGAUGAUGAGCGGAUGUCAGUGGGAAGCCGGGGAAGUGUCAGGUCGCCCCUUGAUGCGGUCGGGGCUUAUGCUGGAGGGGGCGCCUCACUUAAGAAGCCGAAGAAAAAGAAGAAACAUAAGCACAAAGACAAAGAUGGGAACGGCAAUGACGAUGAUCACAGUGUCGUGUCCAGCAGGAGCUCGAGACUCAGUGAUGAAAGCAGAGUUUCCCGCGGGUCCAAGCUAGACCUAACGAGCUCCAGACUGAGUGACGAGAGCCGGUUGUCUCGUGCCUCGAGAUCAGAGCUGCAGCCGAGCUCCUUUGCUUCCUCUGACCUGUACGGCCUCAAUGGUCUGUCCUCCUCUAGAAACGCAGGUUCAGCUUUCAAUGGUUACCAGUCACAUGUGCAGAACUCCUUAUAUGAAGACAGCAUCUGCAGUGGAUCACGCAGACUCACUGGAUCCAGCUCCCAUCCAUUAGACUACACUAGUUAUCGCAGCUCUGGCUCCAGAGCCUCCAGCAGGGCCGGUUCAGCCCGGGCCAGCCCAGUGGACAACUGCAGCUCUGUUGCCAGUUAUUUGAGGAGUGCAGCCGGUGGCAGUGGCCUCCACCGGGACCUGGACGAUGUGACUAUCCCUGACUUUUCAGAUGUGAGUCUGUCGGCACCCACCGGAGGCAGAGGCUGGGAUGUGGAGGACAGAGAUUAUCUUGAGAAGGGAUCUCGAGCAGCUUCUGCCUUAACUGCAACAACGCUCCCAUCCUUGGGUGGGACGUCCUCCCGAAGGGGAAGUGGAGAGACGUCCUUAACUGUAGACGCUGAGACGUCCAUACGUGAAAUCAAGGAGAUUCAUGAACUGAAGGAUCAGAUUCAAGAUGUGGAAAUCAAGUACACGCAGAACCUAAAAGAAGCUAAGGACACGUUGUCAGAAGUGGAGGAGAAGUAUCGUAAAGCCAUGGUGUCCAACGCUCAGCUGGAUAACGAGAAGAACAACUAUAUGUAUCAGGUGGACACGCUCAAGGACUCGCUCAUGGAGCUGGAGGAGCUGCUGUCUGAGUCCAAUAGAGGAUACGAGGAGAAGGUCAAGGAUUUCGAGCGAGAGAAACACGCCCACGGUGUCCUUCAGUUCCAGUUCAGUGAAAUGAAAGAGACACUAAAACAAAGUGAAGAGCUGCUGAAUGAGAUCCGUCAGCUGCGUUUGAAACAGGACGGUUAUGUUAGAGAAAUAUCUGACCUGCAGGAGACGGUGGAGUGGAAGGAUAAAAAAAUUGGGGCCUUAGAGCGACAGAAAGAAUACACGGACGCAAUCCGAACUGAGCGGGAUGAGCUCAGAGAGGAGUCGGUGAAGCUCAAAGACAUUCUGAAGAAACAUGGAAUCGUGUUGGGACCUGAUCUAAGCGUCAAUGGGGACAUUGGUGAAGCAGAUGUUGACGGCUCCUCCUCUGGAGACGCUGCUCAACAACCAGCUCAGGACUCUCAGACAACAGAGGGGAACAGCAUGCUCGGCAACACAGAGGAGACUGAGGAGGUGGAUCCAGAUCAGCAUCCAGACAUUUUGAAAGAGGAAGCCAAAGAGAACCAGUUGAGCUCUGAUAAACUCUGUGAUGCUGCUGUGUCCACAAUGGAAACAUCAGCAGCUGCAGAAGAACAGCCUACAGACGAGCAACAGACAGUGGACGAGAGCACUGGAGGAAGCGACAUCAGCAAAGACUUGAAUGUUGACACUCCUGAUCAUCCAGUUACUGAAGCCAAAGAUAUAAUUGUAACAAGUGCUGAGGAGAAUAGUCCAGACACAGAAACAACCACAGAGAUUCGCCUGAGGAAACUGGUGGAUGAGCGUGAAAAGAUGAUAGAACAGGUGAAGAAGCUGAAAGCGCAGCUGGAACAGAAAUCACCAAAGAACGGCACAGACAGCGGCUCAAGCCCAGACGGUGAGGUUCUGGAAAAUGGAAAUGAUCCCAACAUCCUAGAAGUACAGAGAGACUCGAGCAGGCAAAUGAGCGACUUGAAGUUCAAACUGGUGAAGGCCGAACAGGAAGUCACAGCUUUAGAGCAAAACGUGACCAGACUGGAGGGUCAGGUGACCCGCUACAAGUCUGCAGCCGAGAACGCAGAGAAAGUGGAGGACGAGCUGAAGGCGGAGAAACGGAAGCUCCAGAGAGAGCUGCGGUCGUCCCUGGACAAGGUGGAAGAACUCGAGUCGAGCAACAGCCACCUCUCUAAAAGAAUGGAGAAGAUGAAGUCCACUCGCGGCAUGGCACAGACUCCAUAGCACCAACCCCCCCGCACAUCAAAUCCACCGCCUGUGUCCAGAGCUGGCUGAUCACAUGGAAAACAGACAUCCUGCACUCUGUCCGUCGUCUGCCUGACGGCAACAUUAGGAAAAAUGAACCCCAAAAACCCAAGUUAGUUGUUUAAUCUACAGAAUAGAGACGUCCACAAAGCAAUGUGCCAUUUUUCUCUGUUUUCUGUCUGAUGAGAAAGAAAUUCAUGAAGUGGGGGAGGAGAUGUUUGUGCACCUCGUGACUUUGGUUGAACCUCUGCACUGCUCUAGUUUAGCGUGGGGGGCACAUGAGGAGCCGGGGUACAGAACGGCACCAAGAAGACGUGUCCGUUAUCCCUCGUAGCAGGAAUGUGGCACCGCCCUCUUUCUACUGCCUCUAGUCAGGAUUCAGGAUGUGUUCUUGCCGUGCUCCCACUGAGGACAGAGAAAUCCAAGUGGACACAGAUCCCAGUGCAGUGGACAGUACCAGCGGCCAUGGCCCAAGACUUUUCCCUUAAGAGGGCGCGAGUGCUUUUGUGUGUUUUUGUGAAUGAAUGAGCGGAACUCAAGUGUAUUUUGUUUCUUUUCUGACCCAAAGCCAAAUGACAUUUAAAAAGGUAAAUGUUGGGGUGUCAGUCCAGUUUCUCUGCGUUAAAACAAACUGACCACGGCUUGUUUAGUUUCUACGACACAAUAUAAUCGUCACGGUGAAAACGCUUUGAGCUGUUGCAGCCUGGUGUCGGCCAGCAGCCGGUCACAGGUUCAUUGAACAGUUUGUCCCACAGUGUGCAGCCGCCCUUCUGAUGCACACUCAUAUCUCUGCUUGUUUCUGCAUCUUAUAGUCGGUCACUGGUUGGCUCUCAUGCUCACACUUACUGAAGGAACGCGGCACCGAGGACUCAAGGUGCCGUCAGACUGAACUCACUGUGGAGAUGCUGCUCCACUGUUUACAUAGCUUUACCAUGUUUGUAAGGAAACUGUCAUGUCUGUGCAAUAAAAUGUCAAACAUA